Molecule: messenger RNA, 3958 nt
Organism: Oncorhynchus masou masou (cherry salmon)
Lineage: Eukaryota; Metazoa; Chordata; Actinopteri; Salmoniformes; Salmonidae
Product: sodium-dependent neutral amino acid transporter B(0)AT1-like
Exons: 12
Coding region: 379-2292 (637 amino acids)
Biological process (GO): sodium ion transmembrane transport
Cellular component (GO): plasma membrane
Source: RefSeq, a predicted model, not a curated record
CAACCAGCUGACAGUAGAGAGGCUAGAUACACUCUGCAGUCAACCAGCUGACUGUAGAGAGGCUAGAUACACUCUGCAGUCAACCAGCUGACAGUAGAGAGGCUAGAUACACUCUGCAGUCAACCAGCUGACAGUAGAGAGGCUAGAUACACUCUGCAGUCAACCAGCUGACAGUAGAGAGGCUAGAUACAGUCUGCAGUCAACCAGCUGACAGUAGAGAGGCCAUUCAGAUCAUUUUGUUGUCUACAACCAUCCUGAGACCCUUUCUAAGUGAACAAAAAAGCCAGCAGCUGAAAGAGAAAGAGAACUAGAGAGAGAGAGAGACGGAGAACUGCAUCUUCAUUGGGUGAGGAAGACUUCACUAUCCAGCCGGUUGCCAUGAGAUUCCCCAAGCUGCCCAACCCAGGUCUGGAUGACCGGAUCCCGUCUCAUAAGGAGCUGGAGAGGAUGGAGAAAGAGGAGGCUGGGGACAGGCCCAAAUGGGACAACAAGACCCAGUACAUGCUGACCUGUGUGGGCUUCUGUGUGGGGCUGGGGAACGUGUGGAGGUUCCCUUACCUGUGUCAGAGCCAUGGAGGAGGAGCGUUUAUGAUCCCGUUCCUGAUCCUGCUGGUUCUGGAGGGGAUUCCACUGCUGCACCUGGAGUUUGCCAUCGGACAGCGCCUCAGGAGUGGCAGUGUGGGGGUGUGGGGAUCUGUCAACCCUUACCUCACUGGCAUUGGUAUUGCCUCCAUGUUGGUAUCAUUCCUGGUUGGGAUGUACUACAACACCAUCAUGGCCUGGAUCAUGUGGUACCUCUUCAACUCCUUCCAGGACCCUUUGCCUUGGAGUCAGUGUCCCCUCAAUGCAAACAAGACAGGUCUGGUGUCAGAAUGCGCACGGAGCUCCUCAGUGGAUUACUUCUGGUACAGAGAGACACUCAACACCUCUACGGCCAUAGAUUUAUCUGGAGGCCUUCAGUGGUGGAUGGUGCUAGCCCUGGUGUCUGCCUGGACCUUACUCUAUGUCUGCUGUAUCAGGGGGAUUGAGACUACUGGCAAGGCUGUGUACAUAACAUCCACCCUGCCCUACUUGGUGCUCACCAUCUUUCUGAUCAGAGGACUGACUCUCAAAGGUUCUCUGGAUGGAAUCAAGUUCCUCUUCACACCAGACGUGAAUGAGUUGAUGAACCCGUCUACCUGGCUGGAUGCAGGGGCGCAGGUGUUCUACUCUUUCUCCUUGGCCUUUGGAGGUCUCAUCUCAUUCUCCAGCUACAACUCUGUACACAACAACUGUGAACAGGACGCUGUCAUCAUCUCCAUCAUCAACGGAGCCACCUCCGUCUACUCUGCUACCGUCAUCUACUCCAUCAUAGGCUUCAGGGCCACGGAGAAGUUUGACGACUGCUCGGAUGGUAACAUCAUGGCCCUUGUGAAUGCAUUUGAUCUCCCUGAGCACUACUUCACUGUGAACAACUAUGAGGAAGUUCUUCAACAUUUCAACAGCACAUCGCCGGACAUCAUCCAGGGAUUAAACCUGAAGACCUGUGAUCUACAGCAGUUUCUCAGUCAGGGUGUGGAGGGAACUGGUCUGGCCUUCAUCGUGUUCACAGAGGCCAUCACCAAGAUGCCCGUCUCUCCUCUCUGGUCCAUCCUGUUCUUCAUCAUGCUCUUCUGUCUGGGACUGUCCACCAUGUUUGGGAACAUAGAAGGGGUCGUGGUGCCCCUUCAGGAUCUCAACAUCUUCCCCAAGUGGCCCAAAGAAGUCUUAACAGGCGUCACUUGUAUUGUUUGCUUCACGGUCGCUCUCAUAUUCACCCAGCGGUCUGGUAACUACUGGCUGGCUCUGUUCGACGGCUUUGCCGGCUCCAUCCCUCUCCUGGUCAUCGCCUUCUGUGAAAUGGUGUCUGUUGUUUACAUCUACGGGAUAGACAGGUUUAACGCAGACAUAGAGUUCAUGAUUGGACACAAGCCCAACCUGUUCUGGCAGGUGACCUGGAGGUUGGUCAGUCCAGUCAUCAUGCUGGUGAUUUUCAUCUUCUACUUCGUCACCCAGGUCAGCGGGGAGCAGACCUACCUCGUAUGGGACCAGGACUCGGAGGAGUUCCCUACUCUGGCAGACCGUCAGUAUCCCGACUGGAUCUACUUCAUCAUAUUUAUUUUGGCUGGCAUUCCCAGUCUGGCUGUCCCUGGAGUCGCCAUAUUCAAAUUCACCUACAACCGCUGCUGCCAGAAAGACAACGGCUUCAGAGAAGAAGACAGCAUCAACUCUGUCUCUGCUAAAAUACAGAUGAUAGAAAAACCGAUGGACUAAAAGUAACAGGUUCACCUUCAGUUCUGGAUUUCAAUGAAAAGUUGUUUUUACCUUGUUAGCUCGGGGGAUUCGUCCCCGAGGCCGGUAUCGCUGCUGGAGCCGCGCGUCAACGGGGCGGGGGGGGGGGGGGGGGGGCUGUCACGACUUCCACCGAAGUUAUUCCCUCUCCUUGUUCGGGCGGCGUUCGGCGGUCGACGUCACCGGCUCUCUAGCCGCCACCAAUCCAUGUUUCAUGUUUCCUUUUGUUUUGUCUGUUUUACACACCUGGUUCCCAUCUCAUAAUUAUGUUCCUUAUUUAACCCUCUGGUUUCCCUUUCUGUUUUGUGCAUGAUUGUAUUCCGGUGUGUUGUAAUUUGAGUCCUGUUUAGUCCUUGUUUGGAACGGGAUUUUGUUACGUUUUGGAUUGAGUAAAUCAGUGAUUGUUACUCUUAUCUGUGUCCUGCGCCUGACUCCUUCGCUAUCUUUUAGAUAGACUCUUACAGCUGUAACUUAACAAAAUGUGGAAAGAGUCAAGGGGUCUGAAUAUUUUUCCGAAUGCUCUGCAUUUUACUUGCUUUGUAAACAUACAGUGGCUUGCGAAAGUAUUCACCCCCCUUUGGCAUUUUUUCCUAUUUUGUUGCCUUACAACCUGGAAUUAAAUUGGAUAUUUUGGUGGUUUGUAUCAUUUGAUUUACACAACAUGCCUACCAUUUUAAAGUUGUAAAAUACUUUUUUAUUGUGAAGCAAACAAGAAAUAAGACAAAAAAAGAAAGAAAACUUGAGCAUAACUGUCCCCCCUCCCCCAAAGUCAAUACUUUGUAGAGACAUCUUUUGUAAGUCUCUUGGGGUAUGUCUCUAUAAGCUUGGCACAUCUUUCCACAGGGACCUUUGCCCAUCCUUCAAUGCAAAUCUGAUCCAGCUCCUUCAAGUUGGUUGGAUUCUGGUGGUGUACCGUAAUCUUUAAGUCGUACCACAGAUUCUCAAUUGGAUUGAGGUCUGGGCUUUGACUAGGCCUUUCCAAGACAUUUAAGUGUUUUCCCUUAAACCACUUGAGUGUUGCAUUAGCAGUAUGCUUAGGGUCAUUGUUCUGCUGGAAGGUGAACCUCCGUCCCAGUCUCAAAUCUCUUGAAGACUGAAACAGGUUUCCCUCUAUAAUUUCCCUGUAUUUAGAGCCAUCCAUCACUCCUUCAAUUCAGACCAGUUUCCUUGCCGAUGAAGAACGUCCCCAUAGCAUGAUGCUGCCACCACCAUGCUUCACUGUGUUAUUUGGGUGAUGAGAGGUGUUGGGUUUGUGACAGACAAAGCAUUUUCCAAAAAACCUACAUCUGACCAGAGUACCUUCUUCCAUAUGUUUGGGGAGUCUGUGGCUUAAAGUGGUCCUAUGGACAGAUACUCCAGUCUCCGCUGUGGAGCUUUGCAGCUCCUUCAUGGUGAUCUUUGGUCUCUUUGUUGUAUCUCUGAUUAAUGCCUUCCUUGCCUGGUCUGUGAGUUUUGGUGGGCGGCCCUCUCUUGGCAGGUUUGUUGUGGUGCCAUAUUCUCUCCAUUUUUUAACAAUGGAUUUAAUGGUGCUCUGUGGGAUAUUCAAAGUUUCGGAUAUUUUUAUAUAACCCAACCCUGAUCUGAACUUCUGAAUACAUAAACACGCACCACUUUUCCUUUUUUAAUUAUUAAAAAUUUUCUGAAACAA